AUGUUCACACCUCCAACUCCCUCGUCUGAAAAUAAUACCGAAUCAUCAUCCGAUUCAAUUUCAACAACAAUUUCAACAAACAAUAGGUCUUCUCCCAUUCCAUUGAAUCGAUCUCCUUCGAGUAGUUAUCCAAGAAAUUCUCCUCCUGCCAACUCGGGUCUGUCACGUGUCAAUUCACUCAUUCAAGAAAAAUCUUCUCAAACAAGCAAUGAAAAUCAAUCCACCAACUCGAGUUCUGGAGGAAAACGUAAAAAAACUCUUCUCAAAGCCUCUCCUCUAAUUUCUCCAUUAUUAUUACCACAACAUUCACAACAUGUGUCAAAUGUCAAUUCAAAUCAUUUGGAAAAUUCUCUUUCUACACAUCAUCAUGGAGCUUCGGUUUUUGGAAAUUCACCCAUUCUUUCCUCAUCCGUUUCUUCUUCAUUACAAAAUUCUGAAAGUCAUGCUGAACAUAGCGUCAUGUCUGAAUUUUCCACAUGGGAAGAAGUAUAUCAUCAACAACAUGUCAUGAUGACAGGUGGCAAUGACACCAACUCCUCUUCUCCUGUGAUUACUUCUUCUUCUCCAUCCUUUCCAAAUGAAGAUUCCAAUUUCAAUAACGAUCAAGAUCAUCUUUCGAAACGAUCCAGUUUUGGAAAAUCUCGAAAGCUCACUACUUUUAUUUCGAAAAUAUUUGGAUUGAAUCUUUCCAACACGGAUGGAAAAUCAAGUGUCACAUCCUCACAUUCGAAUCGAUCGAAAACCAAUCGAUUAUUUAAUUCAGGAACUGAAUCCGAUGAAUUUUUUAGAGAUUCUGCCAUCGACGCUCUCGAUCAACAUUCGACCACACUUCAAAAAUCUUCACAAAAUUCCACAUCAAAUAAUAACUCGUCCUCGAACACUUCUCAACAACAACGAGCCAACAAUUAUCAACUCGAUUUAGAAUCUCGUCAAAAAUCCAAUUUCAAUCAAUGGUUUCAAGACAAGUCACAAACAUUCCAAGCUCAACAUUUAUUUGAAAAGGAAGGAAGUGUGUAUUUUUUUAAAAAGGAAAUCAAACCAAAAAAGACAUCCUCUUUAUCGUAUGCUUCUCCAUUGAAUUCUGGUCAGAAUUUGGUGGGAAAUAAUAGUUCAAGUAGUGGUUCAAAUAGUUCACAUUAUUCGAGUGGUGGUGGAGGUAGUAGUAGUGGAGAUUUAAAUUUUUCAACCAUCAUGGAAGAAUCAUUUCAACCAAAUGACAUUUUUGUCGAACGAUUCAUGUCAUGCAAGAAUGAAGUGGUGACGAUAUUUGAAAAAUCGACCAAAGACUCUCCUGUGAAACACACCUUUUCAUGGAAUCAAAAUGUCACUUAUAGUAUCAUUCCCACAGAAAGAAGUUUUGAUACUGUCAUUUUGAAACAACAAAAACGUCAAGUUCGAUAUUACAAAAAUCAAUAUUAUUUGUUUGAAAUUCGAGUCGAACAAGGAGAUUACUUGUACGUGAUGGAACCUUUAAUUCUUGUGGGAUUGGUUAAAACAAAAGAAGAACGAGACGAUUGGACUGAUUUGUUUGAAAUUUAUUCCAUUUAUUCUUCUCUCAAUGUGUUCACAGAAGAUGAAUUUACAUUGGCCUCAACGUUGACACGAGAAGACAAGUUACGUGAGAGACUCAUUCAAGAAUAUGAAUUAUUUGAUGAAUAUCAGAAUGAGGUGCGUGAAGGAGUGAAACUUGGUCCAAACGUAUCAUCAAAUUUGACACAACCAGAGACUGAAUAUAAUCCUCGACUCUCGACCAUUGACAAUCCCUAUGAAGAGAGUAAGGCAUUUCAAAAGGAGAUGGAAAAGUCGUACUCACAUCUGAUUCAAUCCUUUGAAAAGAAUUAUUUGAACUCUUUAAGAGUAUUAUCAAAUAAUAAUAUUCAACAAGAAGAACAUUAA
Naegleria lovaniensis is the source of this 1896-nucleotide messenger RNA. RefSeq lists its product as uncharacterized. NCBI's taxonomy places the organism in Eukaryota, Heterolobosea, Eutetramitea, Acrasida, Naegleriidae. The record is from RefSeq and is a predicted model, not a curated record. The transcript has a single exon. The coding region runs from base 1 to 1896 and encodes 631 amino acids.